AAAAACAUACAUAUUUAAAUUUAAUUUGGGUGUAAUCUUGUAUCCACAGUUUGUCUAUUUAUAGAUUAUUUUCUAAUUUCAGUCUGCAGCAGGGCAAAGUAACUCAAGUUAACUAAAUGUUCCGUUCAUUGAAAUAGAUGCAAGGCUGGUUAUUAGGAAGAGAAGAAAUCAUCAAAAUUAGGUGAUUUCUAAAGGGUGGAUCUAGACAGUUUGAAGCCUCUGGUAUGGUGAGAGAGAGGAGGGCAAAGCAAGGCCUUAGUGACAUCUCCAAACAUGUCAGCACAACACAUUGGACAGCACCGCCCUGCCCUCAGAACCAAAUUUCAAGAUCAACCAGGGCAAAGCUGUUUCACACUUUGGACCCAGCAGCAACCUGUUGUCCUUUAAUGAAGGACAAUCUACAGAUAUUUUCCCAUCUUUCUUAGUUUUCGGAUUGAAAUCUUUCUUUUGCUCAACGAUGACCACUCCUCUGGUUUUCCACAACUCUGGGUUAGUCUUGAACCUUGUGCUUCUGAUGUUGACCAGUCCGAGCUUGAGCAGUCCUGUUAAGCCUGUCGAUACUCAUUACGGGACGUCGACAAACGUGGAUGCAGGCGGCAACCAUCUAGUCAACGCUCAGGAUUUUUUGAGCCAAUUUCUGUCCACGCUCAACCUCACCAGACAGAGGUCCCAGAACCGGCCACGGGUUGCCCAGAAGGAACCACUGCCGGAGUACAUGCUGGAGCUCUACAACCGGUUUGCCAACGACCGCACUGCGGCACCAUCUGCCAGCAUUGUUCGCAGCUUCAAAAACGAAGAUUCCUCCCACUAUUGCAUGAGAGCCAAAGGCGUCUGGAUCCACCCGCUGCUGUUUAACAUCUCUGUGCCCCAUCGUGAGCACAUAACAAUCGCUGAGCUUCGACUGUUCCUUCUUGUGCGGAAGGCUCAAAGAGCGUUCGCUGGGAUUAACUGCAAGGUGACAAUCUAUGAGUUACACGAUGGCAUUGUUUGGACAAAAGAGGUGGGGAAAGAAGGGAGAGGGAGGGAUGAAGAGGAGGUGGUGGAGAUGAAGGAUUUGGAAGAACUGGUGACAAAGCAUAUCGCCGUCAAAGAUUAUAGCUGGGUGUCGUUUGACCUCACUCAUGUGGUUACACUCUGGCAGAAGUCAGGGUGCGCAACUCACAGACUGGAGGUUCGUAUUGAAAGCCUGGGGUCAGGGGAAGAAGGGGUCACAGAGGAGAGUGAAGGUUCACUUGAGAUUGAGAUUGACAGGAACUUGGAGGGGAAGCACAACUCAGUGAUGGUUGUGUUCUCGGACGACCAGAGCAGAGAUCACAAACAAGACAGACAAGAGCUCAGUCAGAUGAUUAAGCAUGAGAAUGACCUUCCUGACAGCAUGGGCGGCAGCCAGCAACCCCUCUGGGGGCAUGCAAACCGCAACACCGUCUACGCUGACCAGGAUAAGCUGGAUGAACAGUCCGCCCUGCAGCUGCAGUCCAGCGUCAUCUACGACACGCCUCCUCGAAUUCGUCGCAAUGUUAAGAGUGAGUCGUGCAGGAGGACGCCGCUCACUGUGAAUUUUAAAGACAUUGGCUGGGACACAUGGGUUAUCCAGCCGUUGGGCUACGAAGCGUACAAGUGCAACGGUGUGUGCAGCCCUCCCAUGACGCAUGAGGUCUCUCCUACCAAGCAUGCCAUAGUGCAGUCGCGAUUGAGCCUCAAGAGCCCCGAAAAAGUAUCACCUGCCUGUUGUGUCCCCACAAAACUAGAGCCGAUCUCACUACUUUAUCACGAUAACGGAGUGGUCACUUUCAACCAGAGGUAUGAGGGAAUGGUAGUGACAGAAUGUGGCUGUAGAUAGGAUCACAAAGACAAAAACUUCUCAUUCCACGUUUCUAUAAAAUCUCGUAUGGACUAGCUGUAAAUUAGGAUGAACACAUGGUGUAAAUUAACAAUUGUAUAAAAGCAAAUCAUUAAGUGUUGUAAGUGUGGUCAAACCUUCAAAACACUGUUAUUCACAGUAUUAUAACAAGUUUGUAUUUUAGAGUGCUUUAUAAGCAUUUCCACCUAUUUAUGUGCAAUAACAAGCUAAACGAAGCUAUGUGAGUAUAAAGUGUCAUUUCACAGAAGGAACAUAAAAAAGGAAUGCAUAUUGUCUGCUGCUUUUUAUGCCAUAUAUUUAAACUGAAAUCAUAAACGAGAUAGUGUCAAACUUUGUAAAUGACAAUUUGCACAAUCUAAUGUGUUAUAGAGAUGUAAAAACACUGAGAGAAUGUGUUGAGGAUGACUCUACUACUGCACCACCUUUUUGGCUCAAUGUUUUUAAAGGGGACAUGUCAUACCAAAUCCACUUUUUUUGCCCAUAAAUUUUGUUG
Messenger RNA from Austrofundulus limnaeus, 2354 nucleotides. It is a transcript of the gene bmp10l, whose product is annotated as bone morphogenetic protein 10, like. Lineage: Eukaryota; Metazoa; Chordata; Actinopteri; Cyprinodontiformes; Rivulidae. The record is from RefSeq and is a predicted model, not a curated record. Gene Ontology annotation, molecular function: growth factor activity; cytokine activity. Gene Ontology annotation, biological process: BMP signaling pathway. The transcript has 2 exons. Gene Ontology annotation, cellular component: extracellular region. Bases 458 to 1840 code for a protein of 460 amino acids.